Propithecus coquereli (Coquerel's sifaka) is the source of this 2021-nucleotide messenger RNA. Its product is annotated as WD repeat-containing protein 27-like. Gene Ontology annotation, molecular function: protein binding. Lineage: Eukaryota; Metazoa; Chordata; Mammalia; Primates; Indriidae. The annotation marks the transcript as partial. The record is from RefSeq and is a predicted model, not a curated record. The transcript has 20 exons.
GUUUGAGCUUUUGCAAUACUGGCACCAUUUUUACCUCUUCUGAAGAAUCUUACGUUUCUCCAAAGGUCUGGGACUGUUGUACGGGAUCGUUAAUAUACACUUCAUCCGUGUUAACAGCAUAUCCUCUUCUCAGUUUAUUCAUCGACCCAGAGAGUAGGCAGCUUGUGACCGGCUGUGCCGAUGGCCAGCUUUGGGUCUUCAGUUUGGCUGAGAGACACCACUACCGGCGUGUGGCCUGCGUGGACCUGAGGAAGAGGAGAACAAGCUUCUCUGCUAGGAGGGUGAGGGCUGGGCUGUGCCGCCAGCCAGACGAGAGUCAUCUGCCCUCUACACACGGACUGGAGCAGGAAAGGGCCGACGCCGCGUUUCCUGUGCUGACACUCGGGCCCUGUGACCUUUCUCUCAUCCCGGACUCUGAGUGUGAAUUUCUUUCUGCUGAGAAUACUAACUGCCUGUGGAUUGGAAGCUCAGCUGGUUUAUUCGUAUUUAACUUGGCAAGCUUUGAAUUGGAAGCUGUUUUACAUUACAAGGAUUUUGGGGGCCUCAGCAUUCAUGUCGCUGGAUCGUGCAUCGUGAUGAGCAAAACUGUUAAUCGUAAGGCGCUGUGCCUGCUCACGUCCAUGUUUGGGAAGAAGAUCGCCGUGCUAGAAAUCAACCCGGCCCUGCUGCUCGCGUCUCAGCGGAGCCCCGGUGCGAGGCAGUGUCUCUCGGUGCUGGCCAGCUCCUGUGUGCUACCAACCUCUCCACUGUAUUUUGGAAUUGAUGAGAAAAAAAGUACUAAACCUGCCAGUCAGAAACGAUCCGCCGCGAGGAGCAGCGUCCAGGACCGGCCCCUGGUUUUCCACAGUGCAGUGAGGUCGUCUGGCUACAUGUCGGCGCCGCAUGCUACUAUGUUUUCCCCAAAGACUAACAUCAAGAAUGAUGGUAAAAGAUCUUCAAAAUGCAAGAACAGUUUCAAACGGGCGGAGUACGCUUUGGAGGAUCCUCUGCCCACCAAGCUCGGCAGGCAGGUCGCUGCCGCCCCUCGCCCGGCCGCCGUGUGCUGCGUCCAGUACUCAGGAGAUGGACGGCGGUUGGCCUGUGGCCUAGCCAACCACCUGUCACUUGUCUUUGACGCCAGUCUUACAGGAACACCUGCUGUUUUUUCAGGUCACGAUGGGGCCGUGAACUCCGUCUGCUGGAGCCACGACCAGAGGUGGCUGCUGUCUGCUGCCCAGGACAGGACGCUGCGGGUGUGGUCAGUUCGCAGGACGGAGCUCGCGCUGUUUCUGGGCAAAGACAUGUUUUCUAAGCCUAUACAAUCUGCACAGUUUUACUAUAUGGAUGGUUUUAUACUGUUGUCUUCUGGCUCUGAAUGUCAGCUGCUGAAGUAUCACAUUGACACUUGCAAAGACGAGAUAAAAAGAUACAAGCAGAAGAGUUGGUCCAAGCCAGUUUGCAGGCUGUCUAUGACUGGCGGGGUGGACGUGACCAGUUUAUCGGCAGUGAACGACUUUUAUUCUCACAUUGUGCUCACGGCUGGCCGGAACAGGACUUUGGAAGUGUUCGACCUCAACGUUGGCUGCAGUGCAGCGGUGAUAGCGGAAGCCCAUUCUCGGCCUGUCCAUCAAAUCUGCCAAAAUAAAGGCUCAUCGUUUGUGACCCAACAAUCCCAGGCUUAUAAUCUUUUCCUAACCUCUGCGGUUGGCGACGGGCUGCGGCUGUGGGACCUGAGAACUCUGAGGUGCGAGCGCCAGUUUGAGGGGCACCCAAGCCGCUGCUAUCCGUGUGGAGCUGCCUUCAGCCCCUGUGGACGGUUCGUGGCGUGUGGUGCUGAGGAUAGACAUGCUUACGUGUACGAGAUGGGCUCAAGCACCUUUUCCCACCGACUGGCGGGGCACACAGACACCGUCACUGGAGUGGCCUUCAACCCCGCUGCAGCCCAGGUACAGUCCCACUGUGUGCACGGGGCCUCUCUGCUGCACACAGGGCUUGCUGCUGGGAUGUACGUCUUGAUCAUGCUGCACUGGUUCCAAUGGUGA